CUUUUUUUUUCACAUUAACGGUUUCUCUAACAUACCUUCUCUACCUCUACGCUCUGCUGGGAAAAAUAAAUAAAUAAUGAAAGAUCAACCUAAUGGUUACAAGCAAUCUAACCAGACAAAUGGUGACGCCUUCGCUGUAGAUCCUACCAUAAGACAGAAGACGCCAACGAAACAAGAUGAACAAAUCAAACAGCAACAGCAGGAGCAUCAACAUCAUCAUUUCGUGGAGCGUGUUGUAUCUCUUCCCCUCGUCAAAGAAAGUGUUGAUACAGCUCAAACAUUCGCCAACAAGACCUUUUUGGGACGCUUUGCUAUGAAUUCAGCCAACACCACGCUCACCACGCUCACUCGCUAUGCCUCAAAAAGCCAACCGAUUCAACGUUAUUACCAAGAUUAUAUUCAGCCCCAUGUAGAGAAGGCCGACUCCUUGGGUUGUCAGUCGUUAGACUAUGUAAAAGCCAAAGUGCCUCUUAUCAAUGAACCCAGCUCACACAUUAUUUAUGUGGUGGUAAAAGAACCUUCUUCUAAAAUUAUCGACGGCAUCAAAGUUAAAUUGGAUAACACGAUUGGUACUGUUACCCAUCCUGUAUACCACUUGGCCAAAACUGCAAACAAGAAAAUCACAUUCGUGGUGGAUAAUGUGGAGGGCGUGAUAGACAACUAUUUACCUCCUUCCUCAGCCCACAACAACAGUAACGACGAAAACAAUGAAAAGAGUGAAGCAGCUGCACAACAAAAGCAUGAGCAGCAGCAGCAGCAACAGCAUUACGAUGGCUCCAACCGUAAUUUAUUGAAUGGCACUCUUGCUGUUGAACAGAAUCAAAUGAGACGACUCUACGACAUUAUGAAGCAAAUUCCUUCUCGUAUUUCACAACAAGUUCAACGCUCCAAAAGCGAUCUCGUCCUUUUCAUCCAACAAUAUUCUCCUUCACGCGACGACACGUCUGCUUUAUUGGAAAAGAAGAAUGCCGCCGUUGCCGUUGCCGCCUCAGAGGGACAUCCUUAUUUGCGCAGAUUAGCCGAUCAAAUCAAAUACGCUCAAGAUACCUUUACUAAUAUCAUCCGAUUCUACAGUAGCAAUGCUCAGGAACGCUUACCUGAUGGGAUGAGCUCUUCCUUCGAAUACACAAAUGCUCUGAUGACUGGUCUGCGUAAAUCUAUGGAAAAAUUUGUUCACCAUGUGAAAACCACAACAACGGCUUCUACCUAUUCCGCUGCAGAUGCUGCAGUACCUAACUGGUUAAAGAAAAGAAUUCAGGCCACCCUUGAGACGACGGCUCAACAGUUGAAAGCCUUACAAGACGAAAUUGCUAGAAAAGAUAUCAGUUACACAGAAAAGGUCGGCUUCCUCAAAUCUGGUCUUCAACAACAAAUCGCGCCUUUAUUUAACAACCUUACUUCUACGAUUCUGACCUACAUCAACCAGGGCAAGGAAAAAGGUCAAGCUUAUUUGAGCCAUUCUUAUAACCAUUAUGAAAUGAGCCAGAAGGUCAAGACACAAUAAGAUAGGGAAUUUUACCCAGUAUAGCAGGCUGUUGUAAACUGGAUAUUUGCGACUGACUUGUGCAUCCAUAAGCUGUCCAGCUCUUACUUUGUGUCUAAAAAUUAAAACAACUACAACUAUCAAUUAUGCUAUAUAUUAUUAUAUAGUAAUAUGUUUUGCAUUUAUUUUCAUUGCUCGUGAUGCUUUUCUUUAUCAUUAUCACUUUUCGCUUUUCUUUUUUUUUUUUUUUUUUCGUUUAUAAAGAAGAAAA
This is a messenger RNA of Mycotypha africana, 1754 nucleotides long. RefSeq lists its product as uncharacterized. Gene Ontology annotation, cellular component: lipid droplet; cytosol. NCBI's taxonomy places the organism in Eukaryota, Fungi, Mucoromycota, Mucoromycetes, Mucorales, Mycotyphaceae. Bases 77 to 1504 code for a protein of 475 amino acids. The record is from RefSeq and is a predicted model, not a curated record. Gene Ontology annotation, biological process: positive regulation of triglyceride storage; lipid storage. The transcript has 2 exons.